Messenger RNA from Drosophila yakuba, 702 nucleotides. RefSeq lists its product as uncharacterized. The record is from RefSeq and is a predicted model, not a curated record. The transcript is spliced from 2 exons. NCBI's taxonomy places the organism in Eukaryota, Metazoa, Arthropoda, Insecta, Diptera, Drosophilidae. Bases 73 to 663 code for a protein of 196 amino acids.
GCAAAUCAAGACUGCGUCCAUUUGUUUCUGUCAUUGGACUGAAAUAAUUCAGUCCUCUUCUUACAACGCACAAUGCGGGUUUGCACGAUAUUUUUGGUGCUGUUCUGUGUGCUCCACAUUUCAAAUUCAAAGCCAUUUUUAUUUGUCGUUGACCACAUCCAAAAACACUUCGAGAAUAAGUUCGCAAAGCUGCAUGAAAUUUUCAAUGGUAAAAGUGAAGCUGAGUUUGUAACGGAUAACACGAAACCUAAUUCCGAUAAUAAGGAAAAUACUAGUCCCGAUAAGGACGUAAAGAGGAAGUUCUUAAACACACUUAUCAAGCUUUGCAAAUCAGAAACAGGUAACGGAAAAAAUCCCGGCUUAGACGCUUCUCUUGGGGAACAAAAAAUCCGUAAUUUAAAUACGAUCACGAACAACAUCAGCAUGCCGGAAAUUAUUUUACCACCGAUUACGGUUGUCAUCGUGAAGGAUCAAAAGGCGCUGGAGAAAUACCAAGAGAAAUCUAAAAACGCGACCAUAAUAAUCCGACCUGCUAGCCGCACUAAAGAUGCCAAGCCUGCCUUCAGAUCGAGGUACGAAAAAAGGACGCAGAAAGGAUUGCCUGCGGACGUUAAGAAGUGCGUCCUCAUGAAAAUCAAAGAACUUAAUGUAAUCAGAGCGUAAACGCACUUUCUAAAUUUAAAAUACACAUACAGGCUAAAA